CGCCGUCGAUUCCAAUUUCUAAUCGGUUCUGUCUCGUCUCCUUUGGGUGGCCCUCGUCCGGCACCGGGCUCCGGUAGCGCAGGUCGGUGUCCGAUGCCGAGUCUUCCUCCUCUGGCCUAGACAUGGCUCGGCGCCGGCCCAGUGCUCCGUUGAGGAACGGUGCUGGAAGCGAGGGUCAACCGUCCGGCCCGUCCGCGCUCGGGGUCGCAAUGCCGGGGGUGGAUGAGCAUCCUGGCGACGACCACCUAGCGGACGAGUUGGAAAUGGAGGACGACCAUGACGUCCGUGAGGACGCUGCGGCGUUGUUCGGUAUCGAUGUCGGUGACGGCAAUGUUCCGAACAACGUUAUUGAUGUCGAUGCAGAUGCCGGUGCCAGCGACGGUGGUGGAGGGGCCGCGAUGGCAGCAGGGUGCGGCUCCACCGACACUCAUGGUACCUCAUCUUCAGGUAAACGCAAAUCCAGUGUCUGGGCUGAUUUCAAGGAGGUCAAGGAAAAUGAUGUGCGAGUUGCUGCUAUCUGUAACAUUUGUAGCAAGAGAUUGUCUGCUAGAUCUUGUUCUGGUACUGGUCAUUUGAUUAGGCACCAGGCUUCCUGUAGGAAAAAGGUUGAUCAUGCUCAUAGGGUCCAGUCUAGGCUUGCUCUGAAUCGUGAUAGUUUCCGCAACUGGGUUUAUGAUCCUGCUGUUGCUCGUACUGAGUUGUGCCGGUUGAUUGCUAGGCUAGACCUUCCAUUAGGCAUAGGUGAGACACAGGCAUGGGAGGAUUACAUUACUCGUGCUCAUAAUCCUCAGUUUGUUAAGGUUUCUAGACAGACCACUACUAGAGAUCUUGGUAAACUCUUUGCUGAUCGACGUGAUGUGCUUAUGAAAUCUGUGUUGCCUGCUGCUUCUUCUGUUUCUUUAACUUCAGACAUUUGGUCUGGCAAUGCUAAGGAGGACUAUGUUAGUGUGGUUGCUCAUUAUGUCAAUUCUGAUUGGGAGUUACAAAAAAGAGUUCUCGGUUUAAGGCUGAUUGAGGUUAAACAUUCUGGUGAAAACAUUGCCGAAAGGAUUGCUAGUGUGGUUGAGGAGUUUGGUUUGAUUGAUAAGAUUUUUGCUGUCACUCUAGACAAUGCUUCUUCUAAUGCUAAGGCUAUGGAGACUUUGGCACCUAUGUUCUUUGGUUACUUGGGUUCUGAUCCUGCACCUAUAGCUUCUGAUCCUAAUAAGCGUAAGUAUUGUCUUGUGCAUCAACGUUGUGCAUGUCAUAUCAUUAAUCUUAUUGUCAAAUCUGGACUGAAAAGGUUGAAACCUGUUACAGAAGAUUUUAGAACUGCAAUUAACUUUUUAAAUUCCUCUAAUCAAAGAAUUGCACUGUUUAAGGAAUAUUGUAAUGCUAAAGGUGUUAGACCUAGAAAGUUUGGCUUGGACAUGGAUGUUAGAUGGAAUUCCACAUACUUGAUGCUUAAACAUUUGAUGCCAUACAAGGAUAUCUUUUCUGUGUUCAUUAACUCUCAUUAUGGUUCAGAAUUGUUGACUAGAAAUCAUUGGUAUGCUGCUGAAAAGGUAAUGGAAUUUCUGGAACUCUUCUAUGAUUCAACUGUUGUUCUAUCUGGUGUUUAUUAUCCCACAAGUCCACUUGUUUUGCAUCAUAUCUUAGAAAUUGCUUCUCAUUUGCAUGCUGCUGAAAGAGAUCAUAACCUUAGAACUAUUGUUGCUCCAAUGAAGCUUAAAUUUCUUAAAUAUUGGGAGGACAUACCACUGCUUUAUUCAUAUGCAUUCAUACUUGAUCCUAGAGCUAAGAUGAGAGGAUUCUUUAAUGUGCUGGAAUUACUUGCUGAAAGUAUUGGAUGCACUUACAGUUCAUACUAUGCUGAUGUUAAAAUUGAAUUGUAUAAACUGUUUACAAAAUAUGAGAACAAGUUUGGUGCAGCUAGAUCUCAAAGGGUUGCACAGCCAUCAGCUCAAUCAGGUAAGAAAAAGCAGGCAUGGGGAAGGAUCUUUGGAGGCCGUGGUGGUUCUGGUUCAGGUGUUGUUGGUCCUCCUCCCUCUUCCACUUCAUGUUCAUCUUCCUCUGCUGUUAGUGAGCUCUCUGCUUACUUAGAUAGUGAUUGUGUCACUGCUUAUGAUGAUGACUUUGACAUACUUCUUUGGUGGCGUGACCAUAAGCUAACCUAUCCAAUCCUAUCUAUAAUGGCUAGAGAUAUCAUGUCUGUUCCUGUAUCUACUGUCUCUUCCGAGUCUUGUUUCAGUUUAACAGGAAGGAUCCUUGAAGAGCGGCGACAGCGCCUCUUGCCAGAGAACGUGGAGAUGCUUACCUGCAUCAAGGAUUGGGAGUUAGGGGCAAGAAGAGAACAGCAUGAAGCCGAGGACACAGAGCUGGAGGAAGCAUUCAAGAACCUCUUUCUUGAUGAUGAAGGAGCUGGUGGUGGUGGGGCUGUGAGCUGAGCUGAGACUCUGAGAGUGACUGAGAGGGUUAUUUUGCUGUGAGAUGAGUGAGUAAUCUGUGGACUCACUGUAAUUUUGGGUGGCCAUUUGAACUAUGCCACUGUGGACUGUAAUGAUUAACUUAAUUAAGACUUUGAGAGCUGGCUGCACUCUUUUUUCCUUUCUAGGGUUUCUCACAAGGGUGAGUUUUACCUAGAAAGGUUUUUAAUGAGGCAGCAUUGCACAUCAGCUCCUUUUUAGUUA
Messenger RNA from Panicum virgatum (switchgrass), 2669 nucleotides. Its product is annotated as zinc finger BED domain-containing protein RICESLEEPER 2-like. Bases 123 to 2426 code for a protein of 767 amino acids. The record is from RefSeq and is a predicted model, not a curated record. Gene Ontology annotation, molecular function: protein dimerization activity; DNA binding. The transcript has 2 exons. Lineage: Eukaryota; Viridiplantae; Streptophyta; Magnoliopsida; Poales; Poaceae.